UACGCAUAAACCGGAAAUUAGAUGUAACAUUUCCGUCGCCGUGUUAGAGGUGAGUGAGAAGAAGCAAACAGGAGACAUUAAUGUGACUGGCAGAAGGGUAUACUGUCCUGUGUAGCUCAUCUGUGUCUUUGAGGAUGGACGGACAUCGCAUGUCUGAGAAGAUAUUACACCUGACCCUGGAGAUCAUCUACCUGCUGACCGGGGAGGAUUAUACAGUAGUGAAGAAGACAUCUGGUGAGCUUGUGACACACAGCAGCCUUCCACAUGUGUCAGGAGGACUGAGCAUGACCCAGAGCCCCAUCACGGUGCCUCCACCUCACUUGCUGUCACAUGAGAGACACCAUGAGCAGAAGAUCCUGGAACUCACCCACAAGAUAAUUCAGCUGCUGACUGGAGAGGUUCCUAUAAGGUGUGAGGAUGUCACUGUCUAUUUCUCCAUGGAGGAGUGGGAGUAUAUAGAGGAACACAGGGGUCUGUACAAGGACGCGAUGAUGGAGAAUCACCGGCCCCUCACAUCACUGGAUGGGGCCAGUAACAGGAAUACCCCAGAGAGAUGUCCCCAUUCUCUUUAUUCCCAGGAUCAUACAGAGGAGAAUCACAGUGUCCCACAGGAGGGUCAGGUGAAAGAUCUAAUUAUUAUUAAAGCAGAAGAUAUAAAAGAGGAAGAAGAGACGUAUGUGAUGGGUGAUCAGCCGUGUAAGGAGGAGGAAAUCCCUACAGGUAUAGGCACAGAUUGGUCCAGUAACAGAAAUACCCCAGAGAGAUGUCCCCAGCCUCUUCAUUCACCGGAUCAUACAGAGGAAUUUCACAGUAUCCCACAGGAGGAUCAGGGGGAAUACUUGUCUGGUCUUAAAGUAGAAGAUAUAAAAGAGGAAGAAGAGAAGAGUGAUCAGCAGUUUGAGGAGGAGGAAAUCCUUACAGAUAUCAGCACAGCAGACAGUCGCAAUGGUCAGAAUACCUCAGAGGAACAUCUCAUUUUAUAUCCAGACGUUAAAAAAGAUGAUGACAUCACAGGACGAUCUCCGAGAGAAAAUCCAAUCACUCUAAAUGCAUAUCCAGCACAUGACAGUGUACAUGUAUCUCCUGAUCCCGCUAAUCACGGAGAAUGUUCUCCAGAUAACUGUAACAAUGUUCCACAUGGUGCAGCUCCUGAUAACAAGUUUCCCUGUCCUGAAUGUGGUAAAUGCUUUAGAUAUAAGUCGUACCUUGUCAGACAUCAAAUAAGUCACACAGGGGAGAAGCCAUUUUCCUGUACUGACUGUGGCAGGUCAUUUUUAUUUCAAUCAGGCCUUGUCACACAUCGGAGUACUCACACAGGGGAGAAGCUAUUUUCCUGUACUGACUGUGGCAGGUGCUUUGUAUAUAAAUCAACCCUUCGCAGACAUCAGAGAACUCACUCAGGUCAGAGGUCAUUUUCAUGUUCUGAGUGUGGGAAAUGUUUUGUACAGAAAUCAGAACUGGCUGAACACCACCGAACUCACACAGGUGAGAGGCUGGUGUCAUGCUCCGAGUGUGGGAAAUGUUUUACAUUGUUAUCACUUCUUAUUAGACACCAAAAAACUCACACAGGAGAAAAACCGUUCCCGUGCUCUGAAUGUGGGAAAUGUUUCAGAGUGAAACAAAAUCUUAUUGGCCACCAGAGAAUCCACACAGGAGAGAAGCCAUUUGUGUGCUCCGAGUGCGGGAAAAGUUUUGUUGUGAAACAAAGUCUUAUUGGCCACCAGAGAAUCCACACAGGUGAGAGGCCAUUUACAUGCUCUGAGUGUGGGAAAUGUUUCAGAGUGAAACAAAAUCUUAUUUACCACCAGAGAAUCCACACGGGAGACAAGCCAUUUAUAUGCUCAGAGUGUGGGAAAUGCUUUGCACAGAAAUUCUGUCUUACUGCCCACCAGAGAACCCACACAGAUGAGAGGCCAUUUACAUGCUCUGAGUGUGGGAAAUGUUUUAAACAAAAUUCUAACUUUAUUAGACAUCAGAGAACUCACACGUGACACACCCUCCCAGUGAUCUGAAACAGGAUUGCAGCAAUAUUUAUGCUUGUAUACGCAUAGUAUAAUGGGCGCUGAUGUGUCUGCAGAAGGCAACAAUUUCUGAUGGGAUCUGGACACAUCCGGGUGUUCCUUGCUGUGUGUGGUCCAAAUGCCAUGAGAUUUAUGUUAUGCAGGAUGUGGGCUUAAUGGGUGGAGAUUACAUAAUUAGAGGGGCUUUCUCAGCACUUGGCCCUGCAAAAGAGCCUGGUGUUCGUUAGAGAUGGCCAAGGUCAGGCCUCUGACCUAUACUGUUAUAUGGCCCCCUGGGCCCUCCAGGUAUAUACGGUAUGGAUUUAGAAAGGAAGAGGAGAGUUUAGGUGAUUACAGUAUGUAAAUAUAUAUAACACCUUACAGAGGUGUCAGUAUGGAAUCUUAUUUCUCUGACGUCCUAGUGGAUGCUGGGAACUCCGU
This is a messenger RNA of Pseudophryne corroboree (corroboree frog), 2441 nucleotides long. Its product is annotated as oocyte zinc finger protein XlCOF22-like. Gene Ontology annotation, molecular function: RNA polymerase II cis-regulatory region sequence-specific DNA binding; DNA-binding transcription factor activity, RNA polymerase II-specific. Lineage: Eukaryota; Metazoa; Chordata; Amphibia; Anura; Myobatrachidae. Bases 135 to 1991 code for a protein of 618 amino acids. The transcript is spliced from 9 exons. The record is from RefSeq and is a predicted model, not a curated record. Gene Ontology annotation, biological process: regulation of transcription by RNA polymerase II.